CGGAUACUUUUUCGACUUUAAUGAACGUGCCGAACAUCUUGAAACUGAACAAUGGACACUUGCUCACAGCUGAAGGGCUUUUUCAAGAGAACGGCAUAGAUGCGCCUCAUAGAGGUCCGAGAAUAAUACGGAGCCUGGACAAGCACACAAAGCGUAAUAAGAAGCGAAGAAAGCGUAAAAAACGGAAAAGGAAGCAUGGUAAGCAUCACAAAGAUGCGACCAUUGGCCAGUCACCGUACAAGGACACCGUGCAAAAAGCAGUGGGCCAGCGACAAAAGCGUGAAUACUUGGACAAUCUCUUUUGGGAUUCUUCCGAUUCCGGAUACGAAGAGCCUUUAAUUUAUAAUUUUAUAGACGUAACAAACGUUGCGUCCAACGAAAACGAUGACACGGCAUUGAAGAAGUUGAAGGAAGGUGCUGUGGAUAAAGGGAAUAAAGAUGCAGUGUUCAGCCUUUGAAGGAAAACGUAGCAAAUGAUUUAAAGAAAGAUGAGAGUGGAACUGAAGGAGAUGGAUCAAAAUCUUUGACCAAAACCCAGACUCAAGAACGGAUCAACAUUAAUGAAGACGAAAAUGCAUUCAGAGAGGAGGAGUCGAUAACAGGGAAAAGCAGAUUGGAAGAUGAAAUAUUGUUGCUGAACAAACGGCAGGCAUGGAGAAAGGAGAAUGAACAAGAAUUGGAGGAAGUGGCUUUCGGGGAGGAUAUGAGGAAGGCGACGGCAGACAAAGUGCUGUUCGAAAAAUUGACUAAAAUCGACAAGGAGAAGAGUGAAUUAAAUGCGACACGUACGCAGAAUUGCACGCUGCGAGAUUACGCUAUAAACAAUCGGAACAACAGUUGCAGUUUGUCGGACGAGGAUAAACUGAGGAUGCUCGAGGAGAAGAUAAAUGUUUAUGCGGAUAAGUGAAACGAAAAGCGUGACGCAAAGAGUGGAAGACGGUAGAGAAAGUUGCGAGAGCUGAAGAAGUUGGCAAGUUACGUGGUGGAUGUAUACUAACCAGCAAUGAAUCGCGGGACAAAGCGAACCGUUAAACAGGCGACAUUAAAGAAGAGCUCGUUGUAUGAAGAAUAAACGACAAGGAAGAUACAUACAUUACCAUAGAGAUUUCGCAAUUACGUGAGAAAUUUAAGUAAAACUUGUCGCAAUACCGUAACGAGU
Ceratina calcarata is the source of this 1159-nucleotide messenger RNA. RefSeq lists its product as uncharacterized. Lineage: Eukaryota; Metazoa; Arthropoda; Insecta; Hymenoptera; Apidae. The transcript has 4 exons. Bases 21 to 458 code for a protein of 145 amino acids. The record is from RefSeq and is a predicted model, not a curated record.